UUGUUACAAAGGUUGUGUCCUAAUAGAUUUUUUAAUUCUUUCCUUUUAAAUUGAAAGGUAACAACACGUUAACAAUUGGCAACAGCUCUGACCACUUUUUUUUUAUGAUUUCUGCUGAAAUCGUUAUGAAUAGUUAAGUAUUUAACUGCGCUGUCGAGCCUUGGCCUGUCAAUUUGAGAUAACUGCAUUGCAGUUCUAUUUCCUGUAGCACCAACAACCUAAAUUAUUAUUCUUUUUUGCUGGAGUGGUGAAACACGUUCACAUUCUCCUAGAAUAUUUGCGACUUUUAUUUUGUUCACCAGUGUUCAACCAGAAUUCUCAUUUUUAUUCCGAUUCGACCGUGAUGACAUCACGGAAGCAUAAAAAAUCAGUUGGGUGUGUCUCAAAGUGUCAGCCAAGUGAUCCUGAAAGCAUUGCGUUUCAUUCAUGUUCAUCAAUCAAGAAAACAAAAUUGCAUUCACGAUGGCGAUUGUGAUGACAGCCAUGCCGCCCAAAAUCAACGUCCACUUUCGGUGAUUUUUCUUUUCCUUUUUGCGGAUGUUGGUGGUCCUCUUGAGAAAAGCAUUUGCCUGGUGUUCCAGUGCCUCUGCACGAGCCGACAAUUCGUUGAGGCGGGCACCACGAUAUAGGACGGCUUCAGUGGCAUGCCUCAUCACAUCCAUCACUUCGUCCACCUGACCCUGUAGAUCCUCCAAAUGAGAGGGACGUUUUGUUGUAAACAUCGUUAUUUUCUUAAUACUAGUCUAAGAUUUACGCGAGACUUUAAUAGAUUGACGUGGUCGACUGGUAACUCACGACAGAUACCAACGUCGAUUUUUCACGUACAUCAAUUAUUCAAAUAAAUAUGCAUGAAACAUUGGUUGUAAUUCUUAACUAGUACCAUCUUUUCGCAUAAAGUUCAACCAUUUUAAUAGUUGUGAUGCAAAAAUUAAGAACUUUGUGACGUGUGUUUACGCCGGCAAUUCCCCUAUUUAAUAGCGCACCUCUUCAUUACACAGCACAAGACCCCAUUUAUGUAGCCAAAUUGACGUGUAAGAUUACAUAUUAUUUAACAGGUAAACCAUUUCUUCAAUGAGGAAGGGUCUGAUUCGUCCAGAUCCGUUGAAACACGCUCACUUUCGAUGUAUCGUCUUUCGUCGUUGAUUAAUCUGAAUCCUCGAGCGUGACGUGAGCACGAGAGCUUCGGUUACAUGUAGGUUUGAUAUCAAUUGUUCAAACCAAUUUCUAAUCCAGCCUUUCGUCAUAUUCUAUCAGCCUUUAAAGAGACUAGUAAAGAUCAAAUACGGUGCCUCGUUAACUGCCGUAUAAGACGGAAUGCGUUCUUUGCUGUUGAUUGUUUGCUGGUCAUGUUGCUUGGCGAUCGUCACAUCACAAACGACCUUGUCCGAGAGUGAAACGCAAUCCAGCAGCCCUGAAGAAAACAUGGAAACGAUGCUCAUUGGAGUAAAGCAAAGUCAAAAAGAAUUGCUAGACAAAUUUCAAGCUUUAAAGCUCAAUGUGAUUGAGCCACUCAGAGAACAACUGUCCAAAUUGGUUGCAGCAUCGAUUCAAGAGAAAACAAGCCCGGCUUUCUAUGCCCAGCGAAUCGCUCCAUGGACAAAGAUGAAUUCCAUUAUUCCUUACCACUUGGCUCUCCUAAACAUCGGCGGUGGUCUGAGCUACUCGACGGGAGUUUUCACGGCGCCAGUGAAAGGCGUCUAUUUCUUCUCGUUCUCAGCUGUCAAACAAUGGGGCACUCACGAAACGGUCGUCCAAUUGUUGCACAACACUGAAGUCGUCACAUCGAAACGCGUGUCUUGCGGCAGCGAUUUGCACGGCGUUGACAAUUGGUUACCUCUAGACAUCCAAGCGAUUCUGCCGUUGGAAUUGGGUGACACUGUUGCCGUUUAUCUUCUUUCUGGAGCCAUUUACGACGUGGAAUCUUCCAGCGAUUUCGCUAAAGUCACCUCCUUUUCCGGCUUUCUCAUCCAGGGACAGUAGCAGACACAUGUAUGGCUCAAAAGAAAUUCGAAAGUUUAAAGGUAAUAAUUAUUCUAUGGGCUUGUAUUACAUUGUUUAAUGGAAUUGUUGCAUCUUCAUAAUAAAUAGCAUUUCAAAAAUUC
This is a messenger RNA of Daphnia magna, 2102 nucleotides long. Its product is annotated as complement C1q tumor necrosis factor-related protein 3. The record is from RefSeq and is a predicted model, not a curated record. The coding region runs from base 1315 to 1980 and encodes 221 amino acids. Gene Ontology annotation, molecular function: protein binding. The transcript is spliced from 7 exons. Lineage: Eukaryota; Metazoa; Arthropoda; Branchiopoda; Diplostraca; Daphniidae.